Molecule: messenger RNA, 564 nt
Organism: Merops nubicus (carmine bee-eater)
Lineage: Eukaryota; Metazoa; Chordata; Aves; Coraciiformes; Meropidae
Product: DNA-binding protein RFXANK-like
Exons: 5
Biological process (GO): regulation of transcription by RNA polymerase II
Cellular component (GO): nucleus
Molecular function (GO): protein binding
Source: RefSeq, a predicted model, not a curated record
AUGGGGCCAGUGAGUGCUGGGAGCCAAGACGGGGGGGGUGUGGAGCUGGGGUCCUGCAGGGUCUGUCCCCCUGCCCUGGGAUUCGGGGUGCGCGGGGUGCUCGCUGUGCUGCUCGGCUCUCGAGGCCCCUCGGAGCCCAGCCUGCUCCCCAACAAGGAGAACCGAGGUCCCCAAGGGCUGCCCGUGUUCCGCUUCCCCCUGAAGCACUCGAACACUCUGACCAACAGGCAGCGAGGCAAUGAGGUCUCUGCCCUGCCAGCCACGCUGGACACCCUGUCCAUCCACCAGCUCGCUGCCCAAGGGGAGCUCAGCCAACUGAAGGAGCACCUUCGGAAGGGUGAGAACCUGGUCAAUAAGCCUGACGAGAGAGGUUUCACCCCACUCAUCUGGGCUGCAGCCUUCGGCGAGAUCGAAACGGUCCGUCAGCUGCUGGAGUGGGGUGCUGACCCCCACGUGCUGGCGAAGGAGCGGGAGAGUGCCCUGGCCCUGGCCAGCAUGGGUGGCUACACUGACAUUGUCCUCCUGCUGCUGGAGAGGAACGUGGACAUCAACAUCUAUGACUGG